UUGAAAAAAUACAAACAAAUCGUGCAUUGCACGGGGUUCAUCUAAUAUAAUAAGAUAUCUUUACCCAUUAAUGUCCUCAUCCUUUUUCACUCUAUCAUUUCUCACUCCUCCAAUGACCCCUAAUAACAUCUUAUUUUAUUAAAUCUCUUAAAACUCCGUACAAUCUCAUCGAUCUCUAGCUUAAAAAAAAAUUAAAAAAAAAAAAUGGAGUAUAUACGUCCUAUAUGACCAAUGAUGAUUGGUACUACCACAUAAGCAACUAUGCAUCAACCAGAGCAAGCUGCAAAGUGGAUCCAAUACAGCAAACACACAAAACAUCCAUUAAAGGAAGUCUACAAAAACUCAAAAUUCGAGUGCAAAUGCUGCAAAACUGAGAGUCGAGGCAUGAGAUAUCGAUGCGAUCAAUGCAAUUUCGAUACUCAUUUGACGUGCGGGACUUGCCUGAUUUCGAUCUCUUCGUUCACACAUCCAAAACACACACUACAACUAAUGGAGAAACCAAACUUACCUUUCCAUAAAUGUAACCUUUGUCAAAAUUACAUCAAAGGUAUGGUUUAUAGGUGUAAGAAAUGCAGUUUUUUUGUGCAUCCUGUUUGUAGUCAAUUGCCUGAAUAUUUGGUCAAACAUGACAAACAUCCUCCUCAUUCUUUGAAGCUUCAACUAAUGCUUUCUAGUAAGUGUGAUGUUUGUGAAAAAUCAUGUAAACAUUGGAGGUAUUUUUGUGAAAUUUGUGAUGUUCAUAUUCAUGUUGGGUGUUUGUCUGGCAAAAUUCCUAGUGAUGAUGAUGAUGAAGGUGGAUUUGGAUUACUUGGUGAGGUUUUGGGUGGAAUUUUAGGUGGUAUUGCUGAAGGUUUAUUAUCUUCAUGAAUCUUGUAAUGGUUGAAAAUAAACUCGAAUCACCAGCCUUUUGGUCAAUGAUGUAUAACCUUUUUUCUCACUUUUAUUAUGGAGUACUAGUUUUUUUAAACGCGUGUUAUA
Molecule: messenger RNA, 978 nt
Organism: Chenopodium quinoa (quinoa)
Lineage: Eukaryota; Viridiplantae; Streptophyta; Magnoliopsida; Caryophyllales; Amaranthaceae
Exons: 1
Coding region: 262-867 (201 amino acids)
Source: RefSeq, a predicted model, not a curated record